Penicillium maclennaniae is the source of this 1143-nucleotide messenger RNA. RefSeq names its product putative ATP binding protein. Bases 1 to 1143 code for a protein of 380 amino acids. The record is from RefSeq and is a predicted model, not a curated record. The transcript has a single exon. Lineage: Eukaryota; Fungi; Ascomycota; Eurotiomycetes; Eurotiales; Aspergillaceae. Gene Ontology annotation, molecular function: GTPase activity.
AUGCAGAGAAUUAACUCCCAUCUUCAUUCAAAGAAGAGUGUGCCCUAUGUGAUGAACCUCGACCCGGCGGUGCAUUCGGUGCCCUUUGACUGCAACAUUGAUAUUCGAGACUCGAUCAACUACAAGGAAGUAAUGCGCCAAUACAACCUGGGUCCUAACGGUGGAAUCUUGACAUCCCUGAAUCUUUUCGCCACCAAAGUCGAUCAGAUCAUUGCUCUUCUAGAGAAGCGCACUACUCCAGAUCCCAGCAAGCCCGCUGCCAAACCGAUUGAACACAUCCUCGUCGACACCCCGGGUCAGAUUGAAGUGUUCGUGUGGAGUGCAUCUGGAAGUAUUCUUCUCGAAACCCUCGCUUCAUCUUUCCCGACCGUUAUCGCCUAUAUUAUCGACACCCCGCGCGCCAGCUCAACCAGCACUUUUAUGAGCAACAUGCUAUAUGCUUGCAGUAUUCUUUACAAGACGAAACUUCCUAUGAUUUUGGUUUUCAACAAGACUGAUGUCAAGGAUGCCGAGUUUGCCAAGGAAUGGAUGACCGACUUUGACAAGUUCCAGCAGGCUUUGCGCGAGGAAGAAGAAUCCGGUGCCUUUGGUGCCGAGGGCUCAGCCGGCGGGUUCGGAGCCGGGAGUGGAUACAUGGGAUCACUUUUGAACAGCAUGAGCUUGAUGCUCGAGGAGUUCUACCGCCACUUGAGCGUCGUGGGCGUGAGCUCCAUGACCGGAGACGGCGUUGACGAAUUCUUCGAGGCUGUGGAGGAAAAGCGCCAAGAGUUCGAACGUGAUUACAAACCUGAAUUGGAGCGAAAAAAGCAGGAGCGGGAGGAGAACAAGGCCAAUCAGCGCGAGGUUGAAUUGGGCAAGUUGAUGAAGGAUAUGAAUGUCUCGGGAUCAGGUCGCAGAGAAGCCAAGGGGCCUGAGGUUGGGCCUGAGACUGUUAGCGAGGCUGAAGAUGACAGCGAGGAUGAGAUUAUCAAGCGAGGACUGGCCGAUGGCGAGGAUGAUAGUGAAGAUGAUUACGAAGGCCCAAGCGCUGGCGAUGAUGAAGGUCUCUCUUCGCGCUACCAGCAUGCCCUUGGGCAGGAUCAACCUUCUGAUCAGGAUAACAGCUUCACUCGGUACUUGCGCUCCGCCAGCAUGAACCAGUGA